Molecule: messenger RNA, 1523 nt
Organism: Magnolia sinica
Lineage: Eukaryota; Viridiplantae; Streptophyta; Magnoliopsida; Magnoliales; Magnoliaceae
Product: protein FLX-like 2
Exons: 4
Coding region: 178-1332 (384 amino acids)
Source: RefSeq, a predicted model, not a curated record
UGGGCCCCACUUGUCAGAACUGAAAACCCGAGUACAAGUGGAAAAACCUCGCCUCAAGGGCCUGCAACUCAUUCUCUUUACUAUUUUAGGGCUUUGGGUCUCCAGUCUCCUUUUCAAAACCUUCCCAGCAUUCGAUCACACAAAAUCUCUCUCAGGUUCAUCAAUACCUGGAGAUAAAUGGCUGCAAGAGGACACAUACCAUCCUCGUUUGAAGGCCGCACCAUCCAAGCUCCUGGGAUGAUGCGCCAUGGUCCAUUUCCAGGGAUGGGACCUGCAGGCCACCGCCCUAUGGAAGCGCUUCCUCCUGAUCUUCUUGAUAACAAAACAGCACUACAGGCAGCUGAGGCAGACCGAUUGUUGAGGGAAAAUCAAAGAUUGGCUGCUACUCAUGUGGCCCUGAGGCAGGAGCUUGUUGCUGCUCAGCAGGAAAUGCAAAGAGUACAGGCACAUGUAGGGAGUAUCCAAACAGAGAGCGAUAUUCAGAUUAGAGGGUUAUUGGAAAAGAUCGCCAAAAUGGAGGCUGAUCUCCGGGCUGGUGAGAGUCUGAAAAAGGAUUUACAGCAGGCACAUAAAGAGGCACAGAGCCUAGUAACAGAGAGACAAGAGCUGACUGGCCAAAUCCAGCAGGCUACCCAGGAAUUACAGAAAACCCAUGCCGACAUAAAAAAGUUACCUGAAAUGCAUUCAGAGCUUGAUACUUUGAGGCAAGAACAUCAGAGAUUACGUUCUGCUUUUGAGUAUGAGAAGGGUUUGAACAUGGAGCAAGUAGGGCAGAUGCAAGCAAUGGAGAAGAACUUGGUAACAAUGGCUAGAGAAGUCGAGAAACUACGAGCUGAGGUGUUGAAUGCAGAGAAGAGAGCACUUGCACCAAACCCAUAUGGGGGCACAUACACUAGUCCAGAUCCUCCAUAUCCGCCUGUUGCCCGCACUGGUGGUUAUGCAGAUGCCUAUGGAAGGCCUCAGGUUCAGAUGAGUGGUGGGGCUACGGGAGAGGGAAUGAAUCCAUAUGGUGGCACUAGUGUUGUAGCUGGUAGUGGUGUUGUAGCUGGCAGCGGCUAUCCAGAUGGCUAUGGAAGGCCACAGGUUCAGAUGAGCGGCGGGCCUGCAGGAGAGGGAAUGAAUCCAUAUGGGGGCAACAGUGCUGUAGCUGGCAGUGGCUAUCUGGAUGGGUAUGGAAGGCCGCAGGUUCAGAUGGGCGGUGGGGCUGCUGGUGAAGGAAUGAAUCCAUAUGCCGCUGCUGGUGGAAGUGUUGUAGCUGGAAGUGGCAGCAGCGCUGCUGUUAGUGGCGGAUGGGUUGGAGCAGUAGGGCCCCCACCUCUGGCUCGGAGGUGAAAGCAGCAUGCGGCUUCACCAGGAGUUGUUCAAGAACAUUUGAGUCAUGAUUAUAGAGCAGUUGUGCUCAGAUGUUGAUAUCGUUUUAAGUCAUCCCUGGGAAUCUAUUGGUUGUGAAAGAAAGCUCAAUUUUACUGGGUUGUAGUAUAUCUGGUCCCUUCAAUGAGUUCGCAGCAUGGGUAUAUUUUGAA